This is a messenger RNA of Penicillium longicatenatum, 375 nucleotides long. Its product is annotated as GFA family protein. Lineage: Eukaryota; Fungi; Ascomycota; Eurotiomycetes; Eurotiales; Aspergillaceae. Bases 1 to 375 code for a protein of 124 amino acids. The transcript has 2 exons. Gene Ontology annotation, molecular function: carbon-sulfur lyase activity. The record is from RefSeq and is a predicted model, not a curated record.
AUGACAAAAGAAAAGGUUGUCACUGGCAGCUGUCUCUGUCGCAAAGUCACCGGGUCUAUUUGUAUGGCUAACAGCUUCUAUCUCAAACCACAAAUACGCAUUCUUUCCGGAGAAGAUAGUCUCAAAGUGUACGACGAUGGCCAGACUGCGUCUGGAAAUGUUCUGAAUCGUUCCUUCUGCUCAAACUGUGGAUCCUGUCUGUUUACUACGAGGAUGGUUGAUGGGGUGACUCAAGACGGUGUGGUUCUGUCCUCUGGGACGUUCGACUUGAGCGAAGGGGAGGAGCAAUGGGUUCCUCAGAAGGAGUUUUAUUGUAAGGAUCGGGCUGCUUGGUUGCCACCCUUAGAUAAUACUGUUCAAUUCAGUACUAUGUAG